Molecule: messenger RNA, 2089 nt
Organism: Nomia melanderi (Alkali bee)
Lineage: Eukaryota; Metazoa; Arthropoda; Insecta; Hymenoptera; Halictidae
Source: RefSeq, a predicted model, not a curated record
AUGUUUCAGACGAAAGUUGUUCAAUACCGAAGGGGACAUCAUGUAAUGGAACUUUUAUUUUUCCUGGUGGACACUCCAAGGACACAGCACUAUUUCACGAAGGGCCACGAACACUUGGGAGAAGCGAUCGACGUGAACAAGGAGCAGUCACCUUUCGUCCAUCCACCAUGUUCCCUAAUGUUCUCUUAUUUCCAAUACUGGAAAGCCAGGAAACGGUCCGCGGACAUGGAACGUAGGAAAGGGGUCACCGUGGAUGCCGGGAGGAACAAGAACCUCUUGCGCAGUCUUCGCGUCGACGUUGACUUGGAGAAGCUGGAGGCGAAGAAGCACAAAGACCUCGACGAGGCGAUGGCCAUCACCGACGUAGACCCGGAAUUCUUCAAAACGUUCGACGACCGAGUGGUCAAGGAGAAGUUCUCCGUGCACGAGUACGUCAACGAUCUCCGCGAGAUCUUCAAGACUCGUCUGCUGGCUGGCCAAGAAACCGACGACUGCAUUCGCAUCGAACAGCAAUUCGUCGAGGAGCAGAAGAGACUGGAUAAGAUAAAGCGUCGUUAUCGCAGAUACGUGAGCGGCUUCGAGGAUUUCCUGUCCAAGGAUCACGAGGUUAGCAUGGACAUUCUGGUGCGGGCUGAAGAGGAGUCGAAAUUGUCUCGGGAAUUGACCAACACGAGGAACCAACUGUUUCGGGAGUUCGGCCAGGUCAGAUUGGACGUGUACCAGUGGGAGGAGAACUGGAGGAUGGUGAAGAUGUGCCAGAGGUUCCUCUACCAAGUCUCGCCGAUCUCCUGGCGCCAGGAACACGACUGGAUCCAUCGAUCGAAAUCCGGCGAGUGCACCGUCUCCGUCGACGAUCUUUUCGGCCGCUAUCGAAUGGCCGACGAAGUAGCUUCGCUAACCUCGUUGAUAGAUCAGUUCGAGAACGACAUCUCGACGGACGGACCAACCGAAUUGUACUUCGAGGACCCGUUCGAUUUGAUCCGGGUGUUCCGAGCGAUAGAGACGCAAAAUCUGAACGCUCUGAUCCACGUGGAGUCCCUAGCGGAGCCGAUGACCCAGAUGAUGACGACGAUCGAGACCGCUGAGGAGCAGAUUAAGACGGAAGUCGAGGAGAUUAGCAACGCUAUCGCCGAGCUUCAGGCCGACAUCGAGCAAUUAGAGGCGAGGGCCGCGGAUUUGGAAAAGUACGCGGGCACGCUGCUCGAGGGAGCUUUCCGGGAGGCUGUGAGCUCCGAGGAGGUGCUCCGGUUCCAAGUGUUCAUCGAGGACGCGUUCGAGAGCUGCAUCGGGCCGAACGACGCGAAUUUGGAUAGUUUCUCCAUGAUGAAGUGGAUCGAGAAGACCCACGAGGAGCUGAACCUCGAGCUAGACACGCUGCCGCCGGAAGUGGUCCAAGCUUGCGAGAAGGAGGGCUUCAGGCAGGAGCUGAAAGCUAUCAGGGAGACCGAGGAAGCUGCUAGGAAGUUCGAGCUUAUGCAUCGAUUACUGGCUUCCCUGAAGCGUGUCAUGGAGCCACCGGCGAUAAAGAGGCGGCCCCUGGUCUGGCGUUCCGAGCCAGCGAGCCAAAGGGCCAAGCCAGCGCCGCCGCCCCCUGCGCCCACCGACGAGGAGUGGCAAUAUUUGACCUUCUUCACCGAUUACUGUAGCCAGCAGGACUUCGCCGCGUAUCGCUCGCGUUUCCCGGACGAUUUCGACCUGAGCUUCCAGCCCCGGCGCCGGGAACACGCUCCGGAAGACAUCGAGGACGCCGACAAGGAUGCUGAGGACAGCUGAUCCCUCAGCGACCCGGCUUGUUAUUCGUAACAGAAUCAUCGACAAGUUAACCACUUGCGCUGGCAACGAAUUGAGAAACUCGACAGGAUCUCGAGCGAAGAACUGUGUCUUCGCCUAUUAUAUACAGAUAUGUAAAGAAAUGUUACUUACCAAUAAUUUUAUACGAAGUGGUAGAUUUCAGAACAAUUUAGGAAUAGGGAAAUCUGAUCCAUUUGAUAGUGUUAAUGUUAAAAAGAUAACGGAUGCUUCUAAAUUACUAGAGAAAUUGAUUCAGCAAUACACAAGCUACCUCGCAAAUUGAUUAACCCUUUGAACU